AGCCGAGGGCGUGAGAGCCGCGCCGGGUCCCGCGAGCGCCUCGUGGGCGCUCCCCUCAGCCUGGCGCAGCGAGACUACCCCAGGCACGACUACUAUCAGCACAAGCCCCAGGACUAUCCUAGUAAACUUCAAGAUUAUCCGAGCAAGGGGCAGGACUACCCAACCAAGCCCCAAGACUACCCAGGUAAACCCCAGGACUACCCCAGCAAACCUCAGGACUAUCCUGGCAAGCCGCAGGACUACCCAGGCAAACCUCAAGACUACCCGGGGAAGCCACAGGACUACCCGACCAAACCUCAGGACUACCCUGGCAAGCCCGGGGACUACCCGGCCAAGAAUGGCGUGAGCACGCCCGUGUACAAGGCGCAGAGCCGAGAGGUCGUCCCCGCGCAGCGCCAGCAGUCCCCGGGCGUCGCCCUGGGCAUGAUGAGCUCUCCGGGCGGAGGCGCCGCUCUGCGCGAGCGCGUGGCGUCGCCGCACCGUGUCACGUCGCCGCCAGUCAAGCUGCAGGAGCCGCAGCGCCUGGCCAGCCCGCCCGUCAAAAUGGCCGACGCGCGCGCGCAGCACGACUACGGAAAGGUCGACCUACCCAAGCUCGAGGGCUCACCCGCGGGCGGCGUGGGUGUGCCGCGCCUCAGCCCCGCGGGCCUCGGCAGCCACUUCGUGCAACAGUACCCGGAGCGCGACACGCCGGCCGCGUCGCAGAGCGGCGGCAGCAGCGCCGCCGUGUGGGAGGGCGGCUACCCCCUCACGCCCGAGAAGUACUCGGUGUCCGGCCCGCCCACCUCCACGUACUCACCGCUGCCGCUGUCUGCGCUGCACAUGCAGUCGUCGCCGUCGCACGGGCAGCGCGUGCAGCAUGACCCUCCCGAGAAGGUGCUCGACGCACUCGACCAGAAGAAGGACCUGAGUUACUCCUGCAGCAGCGGCAACAACAACAGCAGCAGCCCGGGCGCGGAGGACGCCGUCGAGGACAAGUACCGGGAGUACCCGGCGGAGAAGGACGAGGGCGGCGACCAGGAGGUACUGGUCGACGGCUGCGACCUGCAGAAGCUGGCCGAGGUGACCAGCAAGACGGCGCUCACCGUCCUGCCCGACGACGUCGACACCUACAAUGAGCUGAACAAGCACCACCUGAACGGGCACCUGAGCGCCCACCUGGACCACCUGGGCCGGCCUGCGGGCCAGCUGACCCCCGAGAGCACCGACUGCGGCUCCCUCAGCAAGAGCUCCUCCGACGGCGACCACAUGAUGAACCGCAAGCGGCCGCCGACCAAGCUGAAGUCGAAGCGGCGGAACAUCCUGUCGUUCCCGCACCAUCUCUCCGUGGACGAGCUGCGGGUCAUUCAGCGCCGCCAAGACUCGUACGGCGGCGGGUCGUCCUCGGACGAGAACAGGUCGUCCGGCCACGCCUCCAUGUCCGACGGCCACACCUCCUCCUCGCCGCCCAUCGACUCGCUGCCGCGCCACGACCACCUGAGGUCCAACCUGAAGGUGGUGCCCGAGGACGAGCGCCUCUCGGCGGCCGUGACCUCGGUGGCAGCGGGCUACAAGGGCGCGGGAUCCGGCAGGCGAGGUCAGCCCAGACCGCGCCACAGAGCCACGCCCUCCAAGGACGACCUGUCCCUCCCGCUGGAGAGCGCUAGCGGCCUGGAGGACAUCAAGCAGGCCAUAGAACAGCUGACGAUGCGUUCGCAGGGCUCGAGGACCAGCUACUCCACCUCGACGUACUCCUCGAUGUCGGGGUCGGAGGGCGAGCCCGUGCGCCGCCUCAUGCGCCACUCGUCCCUCGAGACCAUCAACACCAACGUCACCGCCGCCGACGAGUUCGUGUGGGUCGACUCGCACAACAGACUGGUGGAGCUGCAGCAGCUGCCGUGGAGCAACCACGACGUGCUGCGCGUGGUGCAGCAGGGCCGCGUGCGGGAGCAGCUGGACCGCGUGAGCAUGGAGGCCGUGCCCAGACUCUCGUACCUGCUGCAGAGGGCGCUGGUGCGCGUGGCUCGGGAGGCGCAGAGGCUCACCCGCCCCCUCGCCAUGUGCAGCAAACAGGAAGUAUCGUCCGCCCUCAAGAUCGUCCUCUCGCCCGCCCUCGCAGACUCCUGUAUCAAGGCGUGCUUGCGAGCCGCGGCCAUGUACACGGUGUGCGGCGACCAGCUGCGGCAGUCGAAGAGCGCGCGCGCGGGCCUCAACCUCUCGGUGGGUCGCUUCAUGAGGUGGAUGUGCGACGUCCGGAUCGGGAAGUUCAUCCAUGAAUACGCGGCCGUGUACCUGACCGCUGGCAUGGAGAACCUCCUGGAGGAGAUGGUGCUUCAGUGUCUCCCGGCGGAGGAGGACCACAUGCUCACCGCCAGCGUCUUGGAGCACGCCAUCGCCAACAACGGGGACCUGUGGGGCCUCCUGCAGCCCUACGCCCAUCUCAACGCCGGCAGAACCGCCACGGGCGCGCUAUGCCUCCCGCGGUGGGCCAGCACAGCCAGCAUCGAGGCGGCGUCCGUGAGCAGCGCGUCGACGGGCGGCAGCCGGUCCAGCGCCACCACGGGCUCCUCGGGGUCGUCGGGGGCGUCGGGAUCCUCCGUCCCGCCCUCGGCAGCCAACGACGGCGCAGGCGGCGGCAGCGGGGCCUCCGGCAGCAGCAGCGGCCCGCAGCCCUCGAGGUGUUCGUCGAGCGUGACCCUGACCCCCGAGGAACACUCGAGGAGCAGCAAGACCCUGGAGCAGUCCCUCCUGACGACGUGCGUGGGCUCCCUCGCCGAGCUGAGCGAGCUGCUGGGGCGCGUGGCUCCCCACCACCACCGGGCGGCCAACUCCUCCUCCCCGACCCGCGCUCAGGUGACCUGGGGACCGUCCGCGCUGCACGCCCUCUUCUACUUCAUGCGGUGCAGCCAGCUGGAGCACGCCGAGCACGCCUCCCGCGCCCCCAUCCAGGAGCUGGUGUACGAGCGCCCUUACAUCGUGCUGCCGCCCUUGCUGGAGUGGGUCCGCGUGGCCACCGCCCACACCGAGCACAGGCACUCCACCGUGGUCGACAAGGAUGACGUCAUGCAGGCAGCCCGCCUCCUCCUUCCCGGCGUCGACUGCCCCGUCAGGAUGAUCGGAUACGAAGAACUGAUGUGCCCGCGCCGCCAGCUGGACGAGAUGGAAUGCGCCAAGAAGUUCAAGGUGGACCUGGCCUUCAAGAUGCUCUCGUGCGGCCGCUAUGACCUGGUGCCGCACGCCCUCCAGCUGCUCCCAGCCACUAAGGUGAACACGGUGAACGAGUACGGGCUGACCCCGCUCAUGCUGGCCUGCAUUCGCGGCGACGAGCCCAUGGUCAACAUGCUCCUGGACGCCGGCGCUGACGUGGACGCCGAGACGCCCCCGACGGGCCCCGCCUACCUCAUGGCCAACCCAGAGACACAGCACUGGACGGCCCUCACCUACGCUGCGAUACAUGGCCACAUCAACCUGGCCAAGACGCUGCUCGAGAAGAACGCCAAUGUCGAGGGAGGCGCGAGGCUGGCCGAGGAGAAGUGCACGGAAACGCCGCUGCAGGUUGCAGCAGCCGCAGGGAACACCGAGAUGAUGGCGCUCCUGCUGUCCUACGGCGCCAACCCCUACCUGUCGACGCUCAUGAAGGACUCCCUGUGCUACUCCGGCGCCGCGCAACGAGGGUGCUAUGCUGCCAUCGCCGUCGCUGCGGCUCACGGCCAGAGGACGAUUCUUCAUAAGCUUCUGUCGCAGCCUCAGCACGCCUCAGCGCGGGAAGUCCUGUCCCUGGAGGAGAUCUUGGCUGAGGGCGCCAACGGGAACACCUCGGACCGAGACCGCCGACCUGGCCGUCAGAUGUGCAUCGUAGACGAUCCCUUCGGGAGAGGCAGCCUCGCCUCCUCGGCCUCGGACUCCUCGCAGGUCCUCAAGCUCACCAAGCAGCAGAUUAAAACCUUGCAGGAAGCCAUGUACCAUUCGGCGGAGUCCGGGCAUCUCGAAAUGACGCUGGACUUGCGAAAUCUGGGCGUGCCGUGGACGCUCCACUGCUGGAUGCACACGCUGGCCACCGCCCACGAACACCGCCUCGAGUCCAUCAUUGAUCAGCUGUUGCAAGACUUCCUGCAAGUCUGGCCGGACGACUACUCGGCCCAGUUCGUGGACGAGUGCUUGCCACUCCUCUUCACCAUCUUCAGAUAUAGCAAGAACGAAGGGACGUCUCUCCUGCUGGCGGACAUCUUCUCCUCCUGCUACGGCAAGGAGGCCAUCAAGGAGAUCCGCGACACGACCAUCUCGGGCGGCGCUCGCAUCGACCCCAAGUUCGUGAACAACCCCGAGCUGUCCGACGUCCAGUUCCGCGUGGAGGGGCGGGUGUUCUACGCUCACAAGAUCAUCCUGGUGAACGCGUCGUCGAGGUUCAAGCAGAUGCUGAGCUCCAAGUUCUGCGAAGGCAACCCUCCCAUCGUGCAGAUUCAUGACAUUAGAUAUGACAUUUUUGAGCUGGUGAUGCAGAGUCUCUACAAAGGAGGGUGCGAGAACCUAGAAGUGGAGGCCGGGGACGUGCUGGAACUCAUGGCCGCAGCGAACUUCUUCCAGCUGGACUCCCUUCUGCGAUACUGCGAGUCACGCUGCUCAAAGCUGGUUCAUUUGGAUAAUGUUGUGUCCAUGUACAUUCAUGCUAAGGUUUAUAACGCCGUCCAGUUGCUGGAGUACUGCCAGGGCUUCCUGCUGCAGAAUAUGGUCGCCUUGCUCACCUUCGACGACUCGGUGCGACGCCUAAUCUUUGGCAAGAAGCUGCACAACCACGACGUUCUAGCAGGUCUUCUGAUCACCCUGCAGGCGCGCAUCAAGGCCCGCUCGUCCCCAAGGGCAGGCAAGAAGUGAGAGGAGUGACGUUAUGGAAAUGGAGUCCUCGAAAAAAAUCAAUUGCUCAUUGUCUCCUGCGUGAGGGCCAUUCAGUCUGCAAGUUGCGGGUUACAAUGGCUCCUUUAGUAGGACGAAAGCAGGCAAAAAGUGAUGGUAUAGAUUGAAGUUAUAUCAUCAUGUUCUGAAGGCAAAUAAUCAUAAGAUAUCCAUAUUUUACUUUCGAUAAACAAAAGAAUUCCAUGGACUCAGAUCAUCUGCCUUCAGAUUAUGCUAACAAUCUGUGAUUAAUUCUUAAAAAGCUUUGUUCAGUAUUUACACUAACUAUACUGAGUAUAAAGUUUGCUACAAUACGAUGUACUAUAUUAUGAAAUCCAUGUGUUUUACUGGAGUCACCAGCCUUGUACAUAAACUAUAAUGGCAUAUCUGAUUGUCCAUAACAUAGCACUUUCGCAGUGCAUAGUUCAUAUAUGUAUAUAUACACUAAGUAGGAGUAUGUCCUUCUGUCACAAAGAGGGAGGUGACAGCGAAAGGCCAUUUAAUAAGAGUAUUUCAAAUAUAAGGAUGUAAAUUCGAUUAUGUACAGAAAUGGUUGCGGGUUUCAUGGCAUCCUCCCGGGGAUGUAGUUUUCAUGAUUAUAGAUUCUAGUUCGAGUGUAAACUAAAAGAGAACGCGCCAAAACCCAACCUCAGGUUGCAGAUCAGGAGUUGAUUUUUAGGAUUACAAAAUCAACUUUUUAGUGCUAAACAAGUUUUGCUGCUGCAAGAUUUUACAGAUCUUCACAGACAGUUGAGUGCCUAUCAGUGACCUGACAGACAGUCCAGUACCGUGGAUUUUGUGCCAAAACUUGUGCCAAUAAGUGUUUUCGUAAGUGCUGCUGAUAAGAUUUAGGAAGAAAUCCCGAAACAGAAAUGUAAAAGACGAACACUGCUGAAAAGGAAAGUGAUCUGUGAAACAUUUCUGAAACUGACCCAGUGUCCGAGUGAAAGGUCUGUCUGCUCAAAUAUCUCCUUAAUCACAGUAGUUUUGUUUGGUGUAUAAUGAGGCUGCAUUGGAAAGCACGCCUGGAGGAUAUAGAACAAAACUGACUGUUACUGGUGCUGCUUUGUACAUGAACUAAUUUUUCUGGGAUUUAGAACAUUGUUCCAUUCGACUUAGACGUAGUGGAAGUUUGGAACAAAAGUUAGCAGUGUUAUCCCAGAAGAAAAGGAAUACCAGUGACACACCAAUCAGGAAUAUUAAUUGUUAUGCUUUGUUAUUUUUUUUUUGUAAAUUUAUUGUGGACUUCUGUCAAUGUAUUAUUAUAUAUCGUACAUUUGUACUUUAUUUUGACAUAAGUAUGAAUGAGAUUUGUGUUUUUUCCACUACUUUUUUCUUUUAGAGGAAACAUAUUUAAUACAGAGCUAGAUAAAAUUUCAAACGUAUCGCCUGCAGUUCACUGAAUAUGCAGUUGCAAAUGAAAAAAAAAAUCCCUUAGCUGUGUGAUUAUUAUUGGUUUCAGAAAUUUGAUAACACAAUAUAUAUAAGAGAGAGAGAGAGAGAGAGAGAGAGAGAGAGAGAGAGAGAGAGAGAGAGAGAGAGAGAGAGAGAGAGAGAGAGAGAGAGAGAGAGAGAGAGAAGAAU
Molecule: messenger RNA, 6453 nt
Organism: Penaeus indicus
Lineage: Eukaryota; Metazoa; Arthropoda; Malacostraca; Decapoda; Penaeidae
Product: ankyrin repeat and BTB/POZ domain-containing protein 2-like
Exons: 17
Coding region: 424-4851 (1475 amino acids)
Molecular function (GO): protein heterodimerization activity
Source: RefSeq, a predicted model, not a curated record